This is a messenger RNA of Brassica oleracea var. oleracea, 1490 nucleotides long. Its product is annotated as F-box protein At1g49990-like. Gene Ontology annotation, molecular function: protein binding. The transcript has a single exon. NCBI's taxonomy places the organism in Eukaryota, Viridiplantae, Streptophyta, Magnoliopsida, Brassicales, Brassicaceae. The record is from RefSeq and is a predicted model, not a curated record. Bases 147 to 1373 code for a protein of 408 amino acids.
UCGAGGAGACAACUUGUGUCCUGCCCACCUCUUAUCUUCCCAAUCAAAACCAUUAUAAAAAGAGAGAUUUCAUCAAAAAGAAAGCAUAUGAUAAGGUAGGAACAUGACAAAUUGACAGAUGGUGGUGGCCAACUAGCAGAAUCUCAAUGGAGAUUGGAGGAAGAACAGUUCUAGAGGUGAUACUGGUGGAGAUCAUUGCAAGACUACCUUUGAGAACCAUCGCUAGACUCAAACUGGUGUGCAAGCAAUGGAAGUCGUUGAUAGAAUCUUCCUACUUCCGUUGUGUCUUUGUCUCUCUUCACAAGAACUCAUCUUCCUCUUGGUCUCUCAUGUUCGGAGCUGAGUAUCCUCACCCUGAAGCUAUAGGCUUCCAUGGAUGCCAAACAUGGGAUCUACAAAAACCUCUAGGCUCGUAUAUCAUGUCUUCUCAACGGUACUUGAAUCUCCCUACUAGCUCUAACUACUUCUACGUAGCUUCCUCCAAUGGAUUGGUUUGGAUCAAUGUGUUCUUUACCCGCACUGACAACAUGGCUUACAGUUACAAAUCCUUUGUUGGUAAUCCGAUUUUAGAACAAUGGGUCGAAAUCCCUCCGCCUCCACAGCAAUGUAUACCCACUGGUUUGGUGACGCGCGUGGAGAAUGGCGUCGUUACAGGGUUCAAAGUGGUCAGGACUUCAAGGACCGAACGUAGAGGCAUGGGAGUGCAUGAAUGGAGAGUGUAUGUGUAUUCGUCUGAGACUGGUUUAUGGACUUCCAAGGGACUUCACUCUUCUCAUCCUGUUAACUACACUGGUUCUUACCCUCCCUUUAAUCUCAAAGGGAUGCUUUAUCUCCGGGAAAGAGGUAUGGAUGCUACAGAGCCUGGUGUCCUUGUUGGUUAUGAUUUCUAUGGCCCUGAGGACGAUGAUCAAUGCCUGGUUAUACCUCUUCCUCUUCUGUCCAGCAAAAACGUUCGGAGAUGCUUGACUACUUCAGGGGAAGAUGUUAUUUACAUUGAAAUACUGUAUCCAAGAUUAAAGGUUUGGAAGCUGAACAACUUCUCCAAGAGUGGUGAAUGGUGGCAACUUUCACGGGAAGAAUCAGUCGAAUUCGAUGCCCAUUGUUUACCCUUGGCUAUGAAUCCGUUUGAUACUAAUAUCGUCUAUCUAUGGAGUCAGCACCACGGAAGUUUAGUAACGUGUGAUCUACGAAGACAAGAGUUUAUUGUUCAUCAAGAGUCAGAGACUUGGAGAAACAGUGAAGGUUGUUACCGCAUAAACACGUCGGGUACUAAGGGGUAUGUAGAAGGUAAUACUAAUGCAACUACGGUCAUCAUGUUAUCACAAUAUGUGCUGCAACGAUGGAUGGAUUCAGUACCUCGUCCACCAAACUGAGAGCAUCAUGCUUUGUGGAGUUGGUGACUUCUCAACUUCUUACUGCAAAACCUUAUUCUUCAUAUUGCUCUCAAAUUCAGCUUGGCGAUUAAGCUGUACAAUCUAUUUAUUAUCAUU